AAUCACCUGUAAAAUCAAAGCUGAAUAGAUGGGGGUCUUAUGAAAGGUGUCUUGAUAGAUUCUUUAAACGUUCGAAAUGUUCGAGAGUAGGGCACUUAGGAGGAAGAUCUGUUCGUGUAUUCUACACUGUGCUUUGGUAAGGGAUUUAUCAACACAAUAUUUGUUUGGGCAUAACGGGAUUUGUAAAAUGACAUACAUAACCAAUACUGUUCUUUUUGCCAUUUUAACUCAAUAAAAUGUGCGCCUAUACAACAAAUUCUACGCUGAUGCUGAAACAAUGACCAAUUAAAGUGCAACUAGACAACAAAUGAUACUCUUAACCUGGAACAGUGAACAACAAAAGUGCAAUUAGACAACAAAUUCUACGCUUAAUCUGGAACAGUGGCAAAUAAAAGCGCAACUAAGCAAGUAAUACGCUGAACUUGGAACAGUAACCAAUACAAGUGCAUGUUUAUUUCAGCAUUCCGUUACAACACCUCCUAUCUGAGAUGUCCCUGCUAAAGUGACAGUUGUUUUGUUAGCAACUCUUUCAUCUACAUGAAGUUACAGAGGGAGUGACUAUAUAGUUGCAGUGUAAGCACAGGUUACAACAUUUGACAAGAAUUAAUCCACAGACAGGUAUGCACACCGCUGAUACACACAGUAUUCAGUGUGACACUCGCCGCCCCGGACAGGUGUAUUGAGGAACAUCAUCACCCAGUAAUCAGUCAGCCAGAUUGGACCUGACAGCAGAGGACCUGGUACGACUGAAUGUUAUCGUUAUUGAGGAAAGUGGACUAAGAUGCCCCCACAGUCACCGCCGAAUUCAAGGAGGUCCAUUCGAGUACUUCAAACGUUCCAGGCAUUGCUAGGAACUCUUUUGUAAAUCAAGGACCAUCGACACUGUAGCUGUUGACAUGUAGAACACAUCAGCAAUGACGACAGUAGCACGUGCGUUGUUUGUGUUGGCAUUCCUUCUGGGUCUUCUGCCAACCAACCAUGCUGUUUUUCCAACCACGCGGGGCGGUCAGGGACUCCUAAACACAAAGUGUAACAUAAAACCCACGGAUGACACAUUCUCGAAGUACAUGGACGACGCAUGGGUUCAAUUGAAUGAAUUUCACUUCAGCAUGGCAAAUUACUCCACAAAUCCUCUUUACACAGAUCUUGGCAUGAACUACAAGCCAUGGAGGUGGUACAGAACACGAACACAGCAUGGGAGGACCCUGCUAAUGCUGUCCUUUCACUACGAUGUGUUGUCGAUGACUAUUCUAACCAUCGGCGUGGAAGCAAAUAAUAUCCAACUUAUCGACAGUCCCUUCGGCUGUUUCGGUAAUUUGACUGGUGAGAAAAGAGUAGUCCUAAUCCGACAACUAAUUCUGGACGAUUUUAGGUCCAUAAAGAAAACCAUGACAGAGCUAGAAAGUGAAACGCAUUUACAGAACAUUGUGUAUGUGUGCAAUGAGGUGGUGAAGAAAACUGGUCAGUAUGCGGAAUUCGGUAACAGGUGUUGUCACCAAAACAUUAACGGGGACACUGUCUGCACUGACCAAGUGGAAGAUGCUUGGAUAACUGUGUUGUACGUGUGUAUAGGCCUCGUGAAAAUUCUUGUGUUUUUCUUCAGUCCUCUCCUCUUGCCAAGCUACAUGUAUAGCGCGUCGUACGUUGCUUCCGAAUACGUGGUAAAAUUAAAAGAUGAACUUAAAAUGAAAAUGUUUAUCACCGAAAGCACCGAAACUUCAAUAAGGUACAAGAAACGACUAACAAUUGAGGACAUUUCUGAGUGGAAGAAAUUCCGAGAAAGCAUAGAAGAAUGUCCGAUGGAUGAGAUAGUGCCUAUCAAAAUCCCGGAGUUACGUGUGAAGGUAAAGGGAAAGAGAAUUAUCCCGGAGAAUGAGCCGCCGACUGGUCUUCUACGUACAAUUUACGACAAUCUGAUUCGAUGUAAGAUUAAAGCACUCGAUCCCUUCCGGGAGUGUUGUGACAGGAGUGUGUACGCGUCGCUAGAAACUCAGAUCGCACACAAGUGUACGUGGCACAUGUUUGUGCAGAUGGCAGUGAAGAUUCUCUUGCUGUUUUUGGUUCCCAUUCCGUACUAUGUAAGAGUAUAUAUCUACUACCAAUUUGAAGAGGGAGAAAUGGUUAGAAGGGAUAUGGUAGCAAGAGAGUUUAACUUGCAAAUGGGAUUUAAUUUCUACCGAGGAAAUAUCAUUCAGUAUUUAACGCCAACACAUGGAAUAUUUAUCGCUACCUAUGUGUUUUACUUUUCUGUAGGGUUUAUCAUAGGAUUUUCCGACGAAAUCACAAGAGAAAAACUUAAAUCCAUAGCUCGUGGAUCUCUUCAGGAUAUGCUUAAUGUACAAAGAACAAGUGUGCUUCAGGUAAUUCUACGUAUCGGUCUUUGGCCUUUCCGUAAGUGUGGUUUAUUGGCCAUAAUACUUUGUCCAAUUUACGCGAGUAUCACUGCGCCAUUUUGUCUAACGGUGUUUGUAUUGUACUGUAUACCAACUGUUUACCUAUCAUACAGGCUACUCUAUCACUCGAGAAAGAAAAUAUCAUAUCGAGACGACAGUAAAAAAUCCAUAAAACCAUUAACUAAAACUAAAAAACGGGUGAAAAAGAUCCAAAAACAGUUGUCUAAAAUUGACAUCACUGUGCAUCGUCGCAAUUCAGCAUUUACGGAAGAUGAUCACGUGUUUCCCUGUACGUGGGGGUCGGGACGCCUUAUGAUGAUUAGGCGGGUGUUUGUUCAGAUAAUCGUUGGUUUGUUCUGUUUAUCCUGCCUCUACGCCAUUGUUCUAUUGUUUGUAGAGGCUGUUGGACUGGUUGUCGAGGUUUUAGCCUUUACCAUGAUGGGUAUCAUUGUGAACGCUGGCAGCACGCUCCGAUACGUGUCUAUGGCGCUGUUGGUUAUUGUCUAUAUGCACGACUGCUACAAUAACGUGUACGAGAGUUAUCUUACGUUCAACAAGACGGUGAUAGAGGACGUUAUGGACAGAGUGGAAGACUUGAAGAAGGUGGCGAGUCUACCGUCUAGUAUGCAGGAAAACGCUGCGUUCCAAGUCCAACCACCGGAAACACUCGAUGAAAUCACAACCGUUCUUUCGUUCGAGAAAAAAGAGCCAGCUUGGAGAAUAGGUCAUCUGUUGUUGUUCCUUGAUUCGUAUGAUACACCAAGAAUUCCAUUACGACUCUUCAAGAAGCUCUGUGAAGUGCGGAUACAUGGAGCACCUGGUCCCGUAUAUAUAAACCUCCUACGUGCUACAGGCAAGUUUCUUAUCAUUGUGGUAUUCCUCUUCUUUGUCAUGAUCGUUGUCAUGGCAUUCGGGAACGUGCACCAGAUAUCAUCCACGAAUCAAACACUGGCCACACUUGCUGGUGGAUUCGUCCCGAUGCUCUUGAAAAACGUUUUACCGCGUAAGUCUGUUAAGCUUAAUUUAAAAACUUUGAGUUUCAAAGGUCAAAUUGACGAAAUUAUCAGCGAGUUUAAACAAAACUGGCCUCUGUAUGAUCUUAUCUUUGAGAAUGAUGUCCCGUCAGAAGCCGACGGUAGUGAAAUGCGAUCAGAGACGAACAGUAUAGAUGAAGGAAAUCCAAUGAAUGCCAAAAAAGCGAGCCAGAGCCUUGAAACCAUACUUGAAGAUAAGGCUGAAACUGAAAAUGGUGGUACAAACAAAGAGAAAAACGACAAACCGAAAGAGAACAAUAUAGAUACAUACAUAAAAGAAAAGAAAGCCCCUGACAAUGGCAAUAAACCAUUUGACUUGGUCAACUAUUUCGACAAACCUCCUAGUAACGGUAUCCCUUUGGGGCCACAAACUGGUAAAUUUCUUCCGAGGUACUCGGUAGUGGAGGAUAAUUAUGUGGACCUAUUUAUAGACAUGAGUGUGGCGGAAACUACGACACCGUGGCAAAGGUCAUUGGAGUCUAUUCCAUCCGUGUCAAUGUUGCCAGAAGGCGAAACGGACGACUUGCAGAAUAACAUUCCGGAAAUUACUAUUAACUCCUACUAUUGAGUGAAAUCGAAGGGAUUUUAAUCCUUUAAUCUACUUCAAAGUCCUAUCUUAAUUAAAAGUUUAAUUAGUAUUUGUAUCGACGUUUCUUUGAAAUGCGUAAUUAAUUAAUCCUAAGAGUUAAUGAUAACGAUGUGCUUGUCAAUUUUAAAGAAUUAUGAAGAAUGGAGCGGAUUAUUUAAGUUUUAGUAUGAUAGACGGACAAAGCUGGCAUUAGGUUAGUCAAUAUUCACUUUUUUGGCUAUCUGCAUCGCAUGGUUAUGUUUUAGAUAGGUGUUUCCUUAUUUCGUUUAAAGUAGUUAAUGUACAUAGGUGAAGUAAAUGAAAUCCAUGAAAGUAUCGUCUGCUUUAUCAGAGAUAAUUAACUGUUAUCAAACAACGUGUAAAGCAUCUUGUUUAUGUCAAUCGUGAAAUCGUAUAGAAGCUGGUGGUUAAAUAGCAAGGUAAGUAAUAAAAGUCGGCGGAGUUUUGUUUUGUUUGCAGUGGUAUGUGAUGGAAAAGUUUAGAUCAAAUUGGAAGAAAUAUUAUGAAGGUUGCCUUCAUUUAGACGAGUUUGAAUAGCAUUUUAUCUAUCAAGAAGAAAGUACUUUCAAAUGUUACAGAAAAGUGCUUCAAUCUUAAAAAACUCUAUGGUAUGUGUUUGAUGUAUUUUGUUUGUUUUGUAUCAUUAAAUAUGAAAAUUCAGUAAUGGGAUUAAAACAUAAUAGUAAUGUAUGUUUAAAGAUAGUUUUAGUCUAAAAAGAGUGUUUAAUUUCGCUACUUUCUGAAUUAUUGUCACGUAUGAUAUGAAUUAUUGUCACGUAGCUACUGUUUGCUACAUAUAUUAGGUUUACGACAUCGAUGUUUCCAUGUGUAUUCCAUUUGUUUAUUAAUUGUUGUUAAUCCAAUCCAUAUCGGUAUGACCAUGCUUUUCUUCUGCUUGUUAUAAUAUUUCGCUCUUUGGUAUUAAGAGAGUUGUUACAAUAUGCUAUAUUGUAAAUACUGCAUUGAAGAUAUUUGAGCAAUUAAAAGUAUAUUUUCUCUU
Molecule: messenger RNA, 5016 nt
Organism: Mizuhopecten yessoensis (Yesso scallop)
Lineage: Eukaryota; Metazoa; Mollusca; Bivalvia; Pectinida; Pectinidae
Exons: 4
Coding region: 915-3995 (1026 amino acids)
Source: RefSeq, a predicted model, not a curated record